AGCUGAUCCUGCUGUCGUGUCGCUGAGUCGCCAUCGCCCAUCACUCGGAAGUUGCCGAGAUGAUCAGCUCGGGCAGCAUAUGGCAUAUCGGACGCAGGAUACCAACGACUACAUGUUCGGGCGAGUGCUCCGUUUGUUUCUGAAUGCAGCGUCGUAGCCAUCGAUGCGAGCACCCGACGCUGACUCGCUGUGCACAAGCUGAUCGCCACUGCGAGCGCCUCGGUGCCACCCCGCCUGACAGAACUUGCUAUCCCAAUGGCGAUCCGGAUCCGGGCCAUCUCCGGUGCAUCGCUUCCGUCGCCGGUGUCUCCGUAUCGGCUGGCCUGCCGGAUCGGCCUCGGGCUGUUGUGUCGAUCGGCCGGGAAGGGCUUCGGUGCCCUUGCCAACCCUACGAGCCUCGGUCUCGUCGGUCUCGGUCUCGGUCUCGGUCUCGGUCUCGGUCUCGGUCUCGGUCUCGGUCUCGGUCUCGGUCUCGGUCUCGGUCUCGGUCUCGGUCUCGGUCUCGGUCUCGGUCUCGGUCUCGGUCUCGGUCUCUCCCGGUCUCGUGUUUCUGUGCUUGUUUCGUUGGCAUUCGUUUGUGCUUUCGUCAACCUUUGUCGAAUUCAAGUGUCGGAUCGGCCUCCAAACGACGCUCGACAUCCACCUCUUCAAACACAUUCUCCCUCCACGCACCCUCGAUCCACGAUCAAAUGCCCCGCUCUCUGGCAGGCUUCCUCCCCCUUGUCCAUCGGCAUCGGGCUCACACCAUCAUCGCAAAGGGUGCCGUUAAUGGCGCUCAGCGUCUCCUCCAUCCGACAUCAUCAAGCGCCUGUCCGUCUGGCCUGCGGAUCCUGCCUCUGGCUCGUCCGUACUCUUCCCGCCACCAGGAGCACACCGUCCCGAUCGGAGGAUUGUCGUUGCCUGAAACCACCCGGGCAUCGCUGCCGCCACGGGUCAAGCAACUGGUCGAAGGCUUCCCAUCGGUCGUCACAUAUCCGAUCCACUGGGGAGAGCAGGAUGUCUUUCAGCACCUCAACAACGUCCACUACAUGCGCUAUUUUGAAAGUGGCCGCAUCGCCUACUUUGACCAGAUCCUGAAGGCCAACCUCGACCCUGUUCAGGCCCAGGCUUACCUGAGCCCCAUUAUGACUCCCCCGCAUAUCGGGCCCAUCGUCAAGUCGUGUGCGCUGACCUACCGAGCCCCGGUCACCUAUCCCGACACCGUGACCGUCGCAACCCGAGUCCCUCUUGAAUCCUUGAAGCCCGAUCGCUUCACGCAGUCCUGCAUCAUCGUCUCGCAUCGGCUCAAUAAGGUCUGUGCCGAGGGCGAGGCCGUCAUCGUGUCCUUUGAUUUCAAAAACAACACCAAGACCACCCUCCCGGAGCAAGUCGUCGAGGUGAUCAAGAAGGUCGAGACAGAAUGGUCCGCUCCGGACACUCCUGCUUUUGAGGGUUAGAGCCACUGCCACACCCACUGCUACCGUCCGCAGCCGUAGACGCCGGCCAGUGAUAGACGACCGGGCCGAUCCGAUGUGGAUUGUGGAUCCUAUCA
This is a messenger RNA of Polychytrium aggregatum, 1531 nucleotides long. RefSeq names its product HotDog domain-containing protein. Gene Ontology annotation, molecular function: fatty acyl-CoA hydrolase activity. The transcript has 2 exons. The coding region runs from base 144 to 1436 and encodes 430 amino acids. The record is from RefSeq and is a predicted model, not a curated record. Lineage: Eukaryota; Fungi; Chytridiomycota; Chytridiomycetes; Polychytriales.